AUGCAAAACACCCCUCGGACUCCGAGCCGGGGUGCGACUACCAACAGCUUGAGCCGGCGCGUUCAACUCCAUUACAGCCGCAGCGAACACCAGCGUCGCCUUGGACUUCAGUACGCCAACUCCAUCAAAAGCCCGAGUCAAGCCCGCCUUCCUCGAGCCGCCCGCUACUACACCGCCCGCUUCGUCGGCAUGAGCGAGCGCCAUGACGCGGGGCCCGAUGCGUUGCUCUCGGACGCGCAGGAAGCGCGGCUGCAGAUUGUCGGGUACUUGUCUAGCGCGCUGUCGCUCUCUGGGACGCUCUACGUGCUCGCGCACUUCGGUUACCUGCAAUGGUGCAAACCGCGACGACUCGAGACCUUCACUCUGCAGCAGCUGCCUGUCCAGUUCCAGCGGCGUCCGCGCAGCCGCGUGGACUUCAUGGACAAACUCGUGCUUGUACUGGCGCUCUUCGAUCUCGUUACUAUUGCAGCACGUGCCGUCGGGCGCAGUGUCGUGCAUAACUACGCUCUCUGUCGAGCUCAAGCGGCCAUCACACAGGCGGGAAACCUUGCCAGUUGCAUCUGGAUCUGCUGUAUGGCCUUCAAUCUCUACCGCUGGAUCGCAGGAGGCGAGUCGGACGCCACACGACAAAGAAGAUUUCCUUUAUUCUUGGCUGUCGCAGUGGUUCCAGGAGCAGGCUUCGUCGUCUUCCACCUCAUGACAAACAAAUACGGCGACGCGACGUUCUACUGCUGGUUUGACGAGAUCCGCUACAUGUUUCUCAACUUCUAUCUCUUCUAUCUACUCAUGAUUGUAUUCAACUUCGUGCUACUUGCGCUUAUCCACUUUAACAUGAAGCAGCGAGUGGCAAGCAGACAUGAUACAGUGGAGGCCGAUACGUCGUCCAUGCUGAUUCGUCGCAAGUUGCUGCUCUACAUUCUCGUUUUUAUUGCUCAUCGCACGCCAAUGAUGAUCUACCGCAGUAAACGUACCAAGGAGGUACCACCGCCGCGCGAGUGUGAGGCCGAGAGCGUUUCGUCGCCAACUGAAAGCAUUAUGGGUGGCUACGCUGUCAAGAAGCGUCCUACCGUCACAGAGGACGAGCACGACUCCAUAGCCCGUCCGUCUGCGAGGAUCGGAACUGCCUUGACGCAAGCAGGUCGUAAGAUUUCGUGUGAGUCGGACAGUGGAGAGUCCAGUGUGGAUAAGUGUGUUCAUCCUCGCAAAGCCCAGGAAGAUCACAACUACAGCUGUCGCACCUGGCACCAACGACUGCAAAAGCGCUUCUCGUUGCACUAUCCAACUCAAUCGUCUGCCCCAGUAGAGCCCAAGAAAAUUGCCAUCUUUGCGUCCACCUUCAACAUGGGCGAGAAAGAUGUCAAUGAAAGUGAACUGCGUGAGUGGAUUCCAUUAGGACAAGAUGUUUAUGUGAUCGGUGCUCAAGAGUGCAUGGAUCUAGCAGACUUACAGAUCAAGAUCUUACGUCAUCUUGUCUCAGGGUCUACUAGCAAGUACGUGCACUACUCGCGCGAGAUCGGCAAGCGAGCUACCGCGUUGGGUUAUCAUGGCUACAUUGCGCUCUGCAUUUUUGUACGAGCGACAGCUGUAGCGUCAGGCCGCUUCCGUAUGCCUCAUAGACAGAGCAGCAACAAGAACGCUCAAGAAGUAUUUCGCGGCAAGUCCUUGCUCCUGUUUGGCCGCGCAUCCAACAAAGGAGCUGUUGGCAUGUCGUUCCGCUUCGACGAUACGUCGUUUGCGUUCGUAACAUGCCACUUGGCAUCCGAUUCCUCAAGUUUAAAACGAGCCAAGCGCAAGAAAAGCUCCAACGCAAUCUUGAAAUGUGGCGACAGUUCCGGAGACUUCAGCUACAGCGGAAAAUCGCGGAGAAGUGGCGGAGACAGCGGUGGCAGCAAAACUUCAGUAUUUGAUGGACUGACAAUAGAGGCACAUCAGCCGCCGUCGAAAGUGGAGCGACGCAACCGAGACGCGAUGGAAAUCCUGCAGCAGCUGUACUUGGACGAAGAGGACUAUGGCUUUGGGUUUCCGCAUCUACACCACCACAGUUUUAUUCUGGGAGAUCUCAACUAUCGCAUGACACGCAAAGCAACGACACCGAUGGACAUGCUCGACCUCCUUGUGAAUGCCGGGACGGAGCAUCAUCAUCCGUCCGAAGAUGUUUACACCAUGGUAUUGUCGUCACCAUCUUCUCCAGCGAUCCUUCAAACAUCGGAUGAAGGAGACUUUCGACAAUGUAUAACGCCCAAAGAGCAGAGUCCAACACCAGUCGUGACAGCACGAAGAAACCACCGGUACGCCAGGGGACGUGCACGUACAUCAAUAAGCAAUAGCGGCAGUAGUUCGGCACCGUUCCUACUACGAACACUGGUCGAAGAACACGACGAACUGUACCAGUUGUGCCGCUCUCAACAGCUUUUCCACGGCUUUCAGGAAAGCGAGAUCACUUUCUUCCCAACGUUUCGCCGUAUUCGAGGACAAGCUCUGCGAGACCCACUUGAUGCGAUCUCCUUUCAGCAGAAUUACUCACUUGUAGCCACUCACGGUGGCUACCGCGUACCAUCCUACACAGAUCGUAUACUUUACAGCUCGCUAGCUGGAAUGAGGGACUCACUGCGCUGCUUAUCUUACGAUUCUUGUGAGGCUGUGACCUCGUCGGACCACAAGCCAGUAUCAGCCUGCUUCGAGGUGGCGUUGUUGACUUCACCUCAGAAAGCUUCUCCAGCAGCCCUAUUAGCAGAGGACUCUCAAUGGAACGCGAACUCGACAGACGCCAACCCAAUGAUCCUUCGCACUGAUCGUACUCUGUCAUCUGCACGGAUGAAAGACGUCCCUGGUGCGUGCGAACUCCGUAUACGGAUCGAAUUUCGCUCUAUUCAUUGGAUCGAUGCACUCGACUCGGCGCUAUUCGAUCGUGCUGAGCACGUGGAAUUUGGCUUUCUGUUCCCACUGCCAUGUGAAGAUGUAUUUGCGCAUCAACGUAAACUGCAUGAAGUAGCAGAGCACUUGACGUUUGGCGGGACUGAUAGCGGCAACUCGGGUGGCAUGGGGUUUGCCUCGACCAUGACGCCCACCUCCAAUUUCCACACCCUAAAGUGGCACGAGUUCGUUAAUGGUGGUCUACGAUACCACACCAUGGCAGGUGCAUUAGGUCGCAAGCACGUCGCUGUGGUGCUUCGCUCAUUACGUCGAGGACGCACAUUGUCCAAGACGUCGUCCGCUUCACGGUUACUUGGCGGUAGCUGCUCGUUGUCUCCGCACACGAGCAAUAACUCGAUCGCCUCCACGUGCUCCCCGACACCACACAACAGCUCGCUCAUCACCACUUGA
This is a messenger RNA of Phytophthora infestans T30-4, 3324 nucleotides long. RefSeq lists its product as uncharacterized. The record is from RefSeq and is a predicted model, not a curated record. NCBI's taxonomy places the organism in Eukaryota, Oomycota, Peronosporomycetes, Peronosporales, Peronosporaceae. The transcript has 7 exons. Gene Ontology annotation, biological process: G protein-coupled receptor signaling pathway; phosphatidylinositol dephosphorylation. Gene Ontology annotation, cellular component: membrane. The coding region runs from base 1 to 3324 and encodes 1107 amino acids. Gene Ontology annotation, molecular function: G protein-coupled receptor activity; phosphatase activity.